AGAGGAAAAGGACUAAAGGAGUUGUGGGCCUGUGGACAGUUUCCUGCAGCUGGGCAUUUUCACACCCUAAAAUGGCCACAAGAAGUUCGACUGAUGCCUUAACAGGAUAUGUGAACACAGAGGAGGAUCCAAGUGGAAGACACAGCCCUGACAAAGACCGUCCAAACAUGUCUGAUCUGAGGAUAAUGCUGCUGGGGAGGUCUGGAGAACUGAAGAGUAAAGUGGGAAAUAUCAUCCUGGGGAGAGAGGCUUUUGAAACUGAACCCUCCUUCUUUUCAGUAAAACAGCAGUGUGAGAGAGCCAGGGGACUGGUGGACGGGAGACAUGUGACUGUGAUCAACACUCCUGACUUACUGCAUCCCCAGAUCUUUCAGCUUGAAAUAGACAAGCAGAUUGAGUUGUGUGUCUGUCUGUCAGACCCUGGGCCCCAUGUGCUUCUGGUGGUGCUGCAGCAUGAGAGAUUUACAGAAACAGACAGUGACAGAAUGAGGAGGUUUCUGGCCACUUUGGGUGAUCAGGCCUUUAACUACACAAUGGUACUGAUCACCCAUGAUGGCAAAAAAACAGAUGAUUGUAUUGAUGAACAAAGGGAUCUUAUCGAAAAAUGCAGAGGAAGGUGUCACAGGUUCGGCAAUAUAGACAAGACUGACCAUGCUCAGAUUAGUACAUUUAUGGAAAGAGUUAACAGAGUAGUGAAGGAGAACGAAGGAAGCUACCUCAUCUGUGAGACAUAUAAGGAGGCAGAAUCAGGUACACAUUCAACACCAGUGACUGGAAGUGAGCAAGAUAUGGAGAGAGCAAGUAGCAAGAGAGAAGACCAGAAAACCCAGGAAGAAAAAAUAGACAUUUCCCAUAUACCCCAGCGGAGGAGAAUGAGUAUUAAUCCACACUCAAUGAUGUCUGAGCUGAGGAUUGUGCUGCUGGGGAGGUCUGGAGAAGUGAAGAGUAAAGUGGGAAACAUCAUCCUGGACAGAAAGGUUCUUUCAGUAAAAGAUCAGUGUGAGAGGGCACAAGGUCUGGUGAAUGGGAGGCCUGUGACUCUGAUGAACACUCCAGACUUACUGGACCCUGAACUCCCUGGCAGGAAAUUAUUCUGUCAGAUAGAGAGAUGUGUUACCCUGUCUGCCCCAGGUCCUCAUGCACUUCUGCUGGUGCUGGAGAAGGUGGGGUUUACAAAGGGUGAUAGAAAAAGACUGAAGAGAAUCCUGGGCUUUUUCAGUGAUGAGUGCUUUAAGUACUCAGUGGUACUGCUUAUACAGAGGAGUAAACGAUCAUAUAGCAUUGGUAAGGAUCCUGUUGACAAAGUUAUUAGGAUGUGUAGUGGACGUUUGCUUACACUGAACACAGACAAGACUGUGUGCAUCCGGGUUCCUGAAUUAAUAAAGAAAAUAGAGCAGAUGGUGGAGAAGAAUGGAGGAGGUUUCCUCCACUGUGAGACGUUCAAGGAGCCUGAAUCAGCUGCGCUAGGAGCAAUAGAGGGCUCACUAAUGGGGGCUGAACAGAAGAUGGAGAGGAAGCAGAAACCACAUCCGCUGCCUAGAGAACAACAGCAAAUUGAAGUGGCUGGGGGUGACAGGCUGAACUUGGUGUUGUUUGGGAGCACCGGAACUGGGAAGACUUCUGCAGUAAACGCCAUCCUGGGACAGAGGGAGUCCAGUGUGGAUCACAGCCCCUCUUCAGUGUGUGAGAGGAGAGAGGGAGAAGUGUGCGGUCGCCUGGUUACCUUGGUGGAAAUGCCAGCUCUGUGUGAAUCACAGCUCUCUGCAUCCACUGUGUCUCGCCUCUUUACCUCUCUCUGUGGCCCUGGAGUUCAUGCCUUCCUCCUGGUCACACCAGCUGGUCCUCUCACUGAUGAAGACAAGGUGGAAAUAACAAAGAUUCAGGAGAUAUUUGGAUCAAAAGUCACUGAUUACAUGGUGGUCCUUUUUACCCAAGAAAAUCCAGCUGCUCAGCCUGUUCUUGACUUUCUGCAGCAGAAUAAAGAUACUCAGGAGCUUCUAAAGAUGUGUGGCAGCAGGUUUUAUGUUUUCAACAACCAGCACAUUGUGAAUAACCCGAUAGUUCCAGAGCUUCUAAAGGCUAUUGAGGAGGUGAAAGGAGCAACAGAAAGCUGCUUUUCCCUGAAUAUGUUUUGGGAGGCACAGCUGGAGAAGAAGGAAAGGAAAAUCAGAGAAUUAGAAGAAACUAUUAAGGACAAAUCACUGGGUGCUGAGUGUAAAGAUCAGAACUCGGACUGUUUGAGGAUAGUGCUUGUGGGGAAGACAGGAAGUGGGAAAAGUGCCACAGGAAACACCAUACUGCAGAGGGAGGAGUUCCUGUCUGAGCCCAGUUCAACAUCAGUGACAACCCGCUGUAAGAAAGAAGAAGAAAAAGUAGCAGGCAGGCGUGUUGCUGUAGUUGACACACCAGGUCUCUUUGAUACAGGAGUUACUAAUGAGGAGGUCCAGCAGGAAAUGGCCAAAUGCAUCUCCUUUUUAGCCCCUGGACCUCAUGUGUUCCUCCUAGUUGUACAGAUUGGAAGAUUCACAAAAGAGGAGAUGGAAACAUUGCAGCUCAUUAAGAGUACCUUUGGUAAAAAUGCUGAAAUGUUCACCAUAGUCAUUUUCACAAGAGGGGAUGAUCUUAAUGGAUCCAUUGAUAGUUACAUUCAGAGGAGCAACAUUACAAUCCAGAAUCUGAUUCAAGACUGUGGAAACAGGUUUCAUGUCUUCAAUAAUAAAGACAAGAGCAAUUGCACCCAAGUGCCUGAGCUGCUGGAUAAGAUAGACAGCAUGGUGAGGAAGAACGGAGGUAGCUGCUACACCAAUGAGAUGUUCCAGGAGGCAGAAAUGACCAUAAAGAAAGAGUGUGAAAGAAUACUGAGAGAGAAGGAAGAAGAGAUGCAGAGAGAGAGAGAGGUGCUGAUGUCAAAACAUGAAGGGAAGAUUAAAGAGAUGCAGAGUAGGAUGGAAGAGCAAAGACUUCAAGAAGAGAAUGAAAGAAAACGUAGGGAAAAAGAGCUGAAAGACAAAGAAGAACAUUUAAGGAAAGAAUGCGAAGAGUGGAAAAAAAGAGAGCAGGAGGAAAAAGAAAGAAGAGAUGAGGAAGAGAAAAAGAAAAAGGAAAAACAAGAAUUAGAGUGGAAGGGGAAAAUGGAUAAGAUAGAGAAAGAGAAAUCUAGAAUGAAAAAGGAGUUGAAACAUAGGGAAGAUGAGGAAAAAAAUAGGGUAAAAAGAGAGGAGAAACAGAGACAAGACAUGAUAGAAAAACAAAGCAGAGAAAGGAAAGAAUUUGAGGACAAGCAAGCAGAAGAAAAGAAAAAUAGAGAUAGAGAGGAGCAGGAGAGGAAAAACCGUGAGAAGAGAGAAAGAAGGGAGUGGAAACAGAAAAUGAAAGACACAGAAAAGGAGAAAAAAGAGAUACAAGAAGACAUGAAGAAAAGAGCUGAGGAAUGGGAACAGGAAAGAAAAACAGAACAGAUAAAUAAAGAGGAAGAAGAGAAGAGAAGGAAACAGAAAGAAGAGCAAGAGAGAAAAGAGUGGGAUGAGAAACAAAAGAUAAUGAGGGAUGAGUUUGAGAAAGAAAGGAAAAAAGAAAGACAAAGGAGAGAAAAGGAAAGGAGAGAUAAAGAGGAACUGAUGGAGAGGAAUCUUGAAGAACAGAAAAGGCAGUUGAAAAAACAAGAAGAGGAAUGGGACAAGGAAAGAAAACAGGACAGAGAGAGAAGAGAUAAAGAGGAUGAGCAGAGAAGAGAGGAGGAGAGAGAAAGGCUGGCAAGACUACAGAAGGAAUUUGAGAGGGAACGAGAAGUAGAGUGCCGGAAGAGAAAGAUGGAAGAUGAGGCCAGGAAAGAAAGAGAAGAAAAAGAACGUAAAGAAAUGGAGGAAGACUACAAAAGCAAAAUGAAAGAAAUGAAGAGGAAUUAUGAAGAAAAAGCAAGAAAACAAGCAGAGGAAUCUAAUGAUUUUAAAAAGAAAUUUAAUGACCUGGAAGAGACUUUGAAGAAGUUGAAGGAGAAACACCAAAAAGAAUACGAUGACUUGAAAGCGAGUGGCAAUUGUGUAAUACUGUAAAGCUGCAACAGGCAUGCUUUCCUGUGAAGGGCACUGGAACAUAACAUUACCCAAAUGGUGCAUUUCACUAAUGUGAAAUGUACCAAUUGGACAAAAAGCAGGAUUUUGAAACAAUGAAUAUCAGGAGAUUUUUUUAAUUCAUGCUUUUUCCCCUAAAUAGCUAAUCAUACCCACACUGCAAUGCUCAUCAUAACCUCAUCAUGUCGAUUUGAGAGAACUCAGACAGAACUCAGAACAGACACUUUCUGAAGCACGUGUUGCUGUCUUUCGGAUGAGGUUCUGACUCACUGUGGUCAUUAAAGAUCCCAUGACACGUAUCGCUAAGAGUAGGGGGUUCCCCGGUGUCCUGGCUAAAUCCCAGGUCUGGCUUUCACAAACUGCCACCAAAAUCAUCCCCAGAUUUAAUUGGCUAAAAUAUGUUCUCUCCCUCUCCACCUUCGCUAAUGUGUGGUGAGCUUUCUGGUGCAAAAUGGCUUCCAUGCAUCACCCAGGUGGGUGCUACGCAAUGGUGGUGGGUGACGUGAGUUCCCCCUGAGUGUAAAGCACUUUGAGCAAUCAAAAGGUGUUUUUUAAAUGCUAUAAGGAUAUUGUUAUUAUAUAUCAAACCACUGCUUCUUAAGCCACAGUUUGCAAGUUGGGCUCGCUCAAACAUGAGCAAGAGGAAAACAGGGUGGCAAACUUUAGUCUUAUAGUGAUGAUAGUAUAGUAUAGUAUUCACAGACUGGGGUGGAGCGGAUGGGGGAUGGUGUAAGCAUGUGAUCUCAGUCAUUUGAGUGUGGCUCAAGGCAAAUAGUUUUUAGUUUUUUAGUUUAGUUUUAUUAUUUUUGCACAAUUUAAAAAAUACACAAAAAUGACAAAGAUAGCAAAUCAUAUACAGUGCAGGGAGAGGCAGAAAACCCAGUGGGCUUAUUUGAAGCCUCCACCUAAAUAAUGUUAAAAAUUCACAAUAUUAUAAAGAACAUAAACUUCACAUACAGAAAAUAAUAUUACUACAUAAAAGUGGUGGCAAACUAAUAGUAACUAAAUAUAAAUAGCAACAAUAACCUUGUAUUCAACAUUUGGGGGGCAAAUAUGCCCAGGGUUGGGGUGGAGAGUGAGAGGGUAUUUAUAACAAAACAAAAAAAUCAGAUGAACAAACACCUUCACCCUUCCCCCUCACAGGAUCUGGGCUAAAACAAUAAACUAACACAACAAACUAAAACAAAAAACAAAUGACAGCAAAAACACCUAUAAGCACCUGGGCUGGUUAGUUAAUGCAACCCAGGUGCAUGUGCGCUCUCCACCACUCGGCGUUCUCAAGACCAGCUUCUCCGGUAAACCAAAUGCUACACAUAUGUACUACAGUCAUAUAGUGAAUGAUCUGAGCAUUAUUUUUGGUGUGACAAUCGAACCAGCUCCACUAUGUCUCCUGCUAGACCUCCUGGAUGUUCAAAUCGGACAUGACAAAUACAAAAAACAAGAGACUGUUUAACAUCCUGAUAUUUUAUUUCUUUUUUUAUAUACAUCCUUUGUGUUUUUGAUCAUGGACUCAGCCUCAACAAAGAAGUCUUGGUAUAAGCACAUGAUUAUACUAUAUUGCAUAUAAGGACAUUAUACCAAAUGACCUGUGUUCUGCAUUCAUCCUCGGAAGUUUUCUACAGUGUAUGGGAUCCCUACCUGAAUUUUGUUGGCCCUGUUGUUGCCACCUCACUUCUUUUAAGAUUCCCCAACUCAGCCUAGCUUCUCAAACCAUAGUGCAUUGCUUGUAUAUUAUUAUUCAAGUAACCUGUAUGUAUUCCUGAUUAAUUAAGGCUGUCUAUUCUGUUCUGUGCUACUGCAUCUACUUUUUUUAUUUUAAUGUGUGAGGGGGACUAUAUAUAUAGAAAGUUCAGUAACAUCUAUAUGGUGAGACCUGUAGAGUAGCAAUGCUUU
Molecule: messenger RNA, 5963 nt
Organism: Anguilla anguilla (European eel)
Lineage: Eukaryota; Metazoa; Chordata; Actinopteri; Anguilliformes; Anguillidae
Product: GTPase IMAP family member 8-like
Exons: 8
Coding region: 72-4052 (1326 amino acids)
Molecular function (GO): GTP binding
Source: RefSeq, a predicted model, not a curated record